CGGGGCCGUCCCCGCGCGCGCCGCCGAGGGGCAGGGCCCCCUGGCCCCCGCCCUUUCCCACGCGCCGGCCCUGUCGCCCCCGCGCGCGCACACUCGCGAGCCCAGGCGACAUGCAAAUGAGGUGGAAACUGGCCCAGAGAAGCAAAGUCACUUGUUCAUUAGCGGCAGAGCUGGAGUCUGCCCCAGGUGUAAGGGACUCCAUGAGGUCCCCUUGUCUCCUUGGGUCCAUGUCAUUUCACUCCCUGGACCGUUGGGGUCCUUGAGAUCUGGUUUGGGUCUUGGUCCUACUGCUUACUGGCAGAGAGGGCUUGGACAACUGACUUGGCUUUCCUGUGCCUCCGUUUCCCCCGUUGCAAAGUGGGGGUGAUGUGCCAUUAUUCAGAGGGUUGGUGUGAAGCUUAGCCACUCACCAGGAUAUCUCAAGGCACUGGUGUGCACUGAGCACUCUGUGUGUUAUCCUCUUGACAUGUCUGUGUGAAUAGGUGCAAGCAUUCGUCCUGUUUUGCAAAAGGCUUAACUGAGGCUCAGAGAGAUGAGCACUUUGCCCCAGAGCACACAGACUGAGCGGCAGACCUCGGCACUGAACUCAGAACUCUGACUUGGGAGCCCACACUUAACAGUGCUGGCACAUUUCUUCAUCCAUGACUCGGAGCCAAACAUCAGCUGCGACCAGUCCCUUUCUUCUUCUAGUCCUGAACUCCCACUCCUCUCACUCUGCCAAUCAGAAGCGGCACAAAACAUCUCUGGGCCUCCAUGGCUCACGUUUAGUGGGCUCUUUGCUUUGAGGAUUGAAAUACUGGCCCCUACCCUUAGUUGGACUCUAUUCUAUUCUCCCAUGAAGAUUUUUUUUUUCUUUUGGCUCAAGCUGACCCUGAACUUCUAGGACAAGAGUUAGGGAGGCUUAGGACACACCUGUGUGACCUCUGUACCAACCGGUACAGAACUGCCUUGCUGUUUUACCCACCAGUGUGGCUCUGAUUGUCCAGGUGAAUGUCCACCAUGCCCAGCCCGGCUCCAGUGCCCAGACCCAAGCCCCCCACUGCUCAAUGGACACCCCCAGCCCAGACCCGUUGCCUUCGCCUUUGCCGGGGGAGGAAGAGAAAUCUCUGGCUUUACCUCCUCCUGUUCCCCGGGGACGCCGAGGCCGGCGUCCUGGGGGGGCCACCUCCUCGAACCGGACACUCAAGGCCACCCUCCCUCGCAAGCGGGGCCGCCCCACCAAGUCAGGGCAGGAGCCCCCGCUGGCACAGGGGGUGACAGCCCCUGUGGGCGGCGGCAGUGGCAGCGACCUCCUGUUGAUUGAUGAUCAGGGUGUGCCCUAUACGGUCUCUGAGGGGUCAGCGGCAGGUUUGCCUGGGGGCUCUGGCCCUAAGAAGGCCCCACACUUCUGCCCUGUGUGCCUGCGGGCCUUCCCUUACCUCUCUGACCUGGAGCGCCACAGCAUCUCGCACUCAGAGCUGAAGCCGCAUGAGUGCAAGGAUUGCGGCAAGACCUUCAAGCGGUCCAGCCACCUGCGGCGGCACUGCAACAUCCAUGCCGGCCUCCGGCCCUUCCGCUGCCCACUCUGCCCUCGCCGCUUCCGUGAGGCAGGCGAGCUGGCCCACCACCACCGUGUCCACUCUGGGGAACGCCCUUACCAGUGCCCUGUCUGCCGGCUGCGCUUCACGGAGGCCAACACGCUCCGGCGCCAUGCCAAACGCAAGCACCCUGAAGCCAUGGGGGUGCCCCUGUGUUCCCCGGACGCAGGGCCUGAACCGCCGUGGGACGACGAGGGCAUUCCAGCAACGGCGGGGGCCGAGGAGGAGGUGGAGGAGCCGGAGGGGAAAGAGCUGGCUUGACCCACAGCCUGGGCCACCGCUGCCCGGGUCAGACGUAGAGCUGGGGUUUCAGCUGGUGCUGAGCCUGGGCAGGAAAGCUGGGACACCCUCAUACCUGGUGGUCUUCCCGUUGUGGGAGGGGGUCGAGGGUGAGGACCUAAACUCCUGGGUCCUACUGCCUUCUGCCACCCUCCCCGGGACUGACGGGCCCCUGGGGGCAGGGACCUCGGAAAUAAAUCUCUGCCUACUGGC
Messenger RNA from Mustela lutreola (European mink), 2069 nucleotides. RefSeq names its product zinc finger protein 524 (gene ZNF524). Gene Ontology annotation, cellular component: nucleus. The transcript has 3 exons. NCBI's taxonomy places the organism in Eukaryota, Metazoa, Chordata, Mammalia, Carnivora, Mustelidae. The coding region runs from base 1047 to 1838 and encodes 263 amino acids. The record is from RefSeq and is a predicted model, not a curated record.